AUGGAUCCUUCUGGUGCAAAACAAUUCGUACUGACAUGGAACAAUUCUGUACAGUAUGAUACGACUGGAACUUGGGACGGCAUAAUUUUCAGUGGAAUUCCAGAAAUUUCAGAGAAACAUAUUUACAAUGUCAGCGUUGAAGGUAAUAGCUCUGGUUUGUAUUUCACUUAUACUUUGGUUCCUAACUUUAAUGCUCUCGCACGCUUCGUCGUAACUAAGUUCGGACAAGGGCAACAGUUUUCAUUCGAAAGCACUGGUUGGAACAUGUUCUGGUCUGUGCCCAGAGAUGCAUGCGCCGUAUAUGGUCCCUGUGGUCCGUACGGAACCUGUGACUCGAGAAAUCUGGCGCUCUGCAGCUGUGAAGAAGGCUUCAAACCCUCAGACAAUCACGCCUGGGUUUCGCAAGAUUGGGCGUCUAGUGGCUGUGUUCGGCAGAGCCCGUUAAACUGUAGCACUGACCGAUUCAUCGACCUUGGUGUAACGUUGCCUGAUGAUGGCGCUUCGUCAUACCCUGAAACCACAAAAAAAGAUUGCAAGGAAACCUGCCUCUGCAACUGCUCAUGCACCGCGUUCGCUUUCAAUCCGCCUUCAGGGCCGUGCCAAAUCUGGUCCGGAGAUUUGCUAAACAUGCGCAACUCUACUCCAUCAAAAAUCAAUUCAAAUGUCUUCAUUAGAGUAGGUGCUUCUCAACUUUCAAUGAAACGCAAAACCACAAGUAUUGUAGGCGUCGUGCUUGGUAUCGUUGGUGCACUCACUGUUGCCCUAGGUAUCUGUUCAUUUUUACUUUGGCAGAAGCAUCAGCAGCGAUCGAUGGAUAGGCGUGCAGAUUCCUCGGACUCCUUUCUGAGAAUGUCUAGUUACAAGGAGUUGAAGAUUGCAACCAGGAAUUUCAGGUCUGAGUUGGGAAGCGGAGGAUCCGGCUCAGUGUUCAAAGGAUCUCUACCAGACGGAUCAAAACGAUUACUGAUUUAUGAUUACAUGCCCAACGGCUCUCUGAAUUCCAUGUUGUUCACAAGUAAUGCUAAAAGUAAGGGGAAGGUACUCGACUGGAAAACCCGAUUUGAGAUCGCAUUAGGCACUGCCAGAGGGUUACUCUAUCUUCACGAGGAAUGCAGAGGUUACAUCAUUCACAGCGAUGUUAAGCCCGAAAACAUUCUGUUGGACGGUGAUUUGUCACCGAAAUUGGCCAAUUUUGGGUUGGCAAAGCUUAUGGGUAGAGAUUUGAGCCGCGUUCUAACCACUACAAGAGGAACGAGAGGUUACUUGGCUCCAGAAUGGGUCUCUGGUCUACCCAUCACUCCCAAGGUUGACGUCUACAGUUUUUGUAUGACGCUCUUGGAAAUCAUUUCGGGGUGA
Molecule: messenger RNA, 1356 nt
Organism: Cryptomeria japonica (Japanese cedar)
Lineage: Eukaryota; Viridiplantae; Streptophyta; Pinopsida; Cupressales; Cupressaceae
Product: G-type lectin S-receptor-like serine/threonine-protein kinase At2g19130
Exons: 2
Coding region: 1-1356 (451 amino acids)
Biological process (GO): recognition of pollen; protein phosphorylation
Molecular function (GO): ATP binding; protein kinase activity
Source: RefSeq, a predicted model, not a curated record